Messenger RNA from Heterobilharzia americana, 1293 nucleotides. Lineage: Eukaryota; Metazoa; Platyhelminthes; Trematoda; Strigeidida; Schistosomatidae. The record is from the annotation of a GenBank genome assembly.
AUGACUAAUCCACCUGUUUCUGGUCACAGACGUUAUAACCCACUAUUAGAUGAAUGGAUUAUUAUUUCUCCACAAAGAAUUCAACGUCCUUGGGCAGGUCAAAUAGAAGUCGACAAUUGUAAACCCGUAAAAGCCACGGAAGAUUCUGUUGUUGAAAAUUCCAAGAAUCCCUUAUCUCCCGGGUCUCUUCGUGCAAGUGGCAAAAUCACACCUGAUUAUGAUUCUGUUUAUACAUUUCACAACGAUUUUCCAGCUCUGGUGAAUGAUGAGUGCAAUAGUCGAUCUGAUAGUUCAGCUGUUUUCAAAUCUGUCAAUGAAAAUCUAUUAUUUGCAUAUGCACCAGCUCGAGGAGAUUGUUUAGUUACAUGUUUCCAUCCAGAUCCACAUAAAACUCUAGCCUUAAUGGAACAGCAUGAAAUAUUAUCUGUAAUUACUGAAUGGUGCCGAAUCACUGAAACAUAUUUAAAGGGGAAAUGUCAUCAAUGGUUGCAGAUUUUUGAAAAUCGAGGUGCUGCUGUUGGUUCGUCUAAUAUGCAUCCUCAUUGUCAAAUUUGGGCAUGCGAUUUUAUACCAUCAUUGGCGUCACGACGAGAUAAAAAUCAACGGAAUUAUGCUGUCCAACAUAAUAAUGUUCCUUUGCUGCUUGACUAUGCUCUUCAAGAGGAAGCGAAUAUGAAUAACAAUCCAUCUAAUUCACGGAUAAUUAUCCGUUCAAAUCAUUGGCUUGUACUUGUACCAUGGUGGGCAUGUUGGCCUUUUGAAACAAUGAUUUUACCACGUAAACGUCAUAUUCUCUGGUUGCACGAGUUAACUGAUGAUGAACGAUUUGAUCUUGCCAGUGCAAUGCAAGAGUUACUUGUUCGUUAUGACAACUUAUUCACCACAGAGUUUCCGUAUUCUAUGGGUUGGUAUCAAGCACCUAUGUCCUCUGAUAAAGAGUCAUGCGAAGAUUUAAACGUGAAGUAUAAACACUGGCAGUUGCAUGCAGUUUAUUUGCCUCCUUUGUUGAGAUCAUCUGCAGUGAAAAAGUUUAUGUCCGGUUUUGAAUUAUUGGCAGAAACACAAAGAGAUUUAUUGCCGGAGGCAGCUGCUAAAAUGCUACGUGACACCAGUACAAUACACUAUAGUCGACGGGAACGGAAUGUAUGCAAACUAUCAGAUGAUACAAUUUAUAAGAAUCGUGUAAUACAUUUGCACAAUGCAUAUCGAACAAUAGAAGCUUUAAGGGAAAAUUCAUCAGGAGUUCAUACUGGUCAAGCAGCUAGUUACAGUCACAAUAUUUUGAACAGGUGA